AUGACUAAACAAAGGAAAGAUAAUAAACAAAAUCCAAAGAAAAAGUAUGAACUCGUGGCAGAUCUUAAGUUUAAACAUGAUUUGUUGACUAAUGAAUUGUUUCAUCUACAGAAAUUCAUUUCUUUGGUAGAGUUUGAUCCUUCUUACUCCAAUGAAUCUGAAAGCUAUAAAGAAUUUAUUGACAAGAAUGGUUUAGCUUUGGAAAUCACUGAAAUAAAUGGUAAAAUUGCAGACGGUCCCAACAAUAUAGAUGGUAAUACUCAAACAGGAAAGAAUACCAAGAUACGAAGAAGGCAAUUGCGUGAUACCACUCUCAGUAAGGAUCCGAAAUUGACCACAACCAGUCAGGUACAUCUUUCUGCAAUUAAUAUACUCGAUGAGAUAGAGCCCUUAGUACAAGAGAGAUAUCGUCAAUUAGAAAACUCAUUCAAAACAAAGGACAAUUCCAAAGUAGAACAUGUCAUUGUUAAAAAAGAAAAAACAUCCAAAGUCACAGAGCCAAUACUUCCUCCUCAUCCUACUCCAGUAUCGAAGGCAAAGAGAUCGUAUAGAAAGAUGAAAAAGGAAAGUAAUGAUAAUACACAUAAGGACAUUAACUCCCCACUUACAACUGAGCAAACGCCCAAGCAAUCACGAAAACCAUCAAAAACCUCUAUCCAGAUUAUCGAAAAUGAAAACAAUCAACAGGAAGAUGAAGAUAGCGAAAGCGACAGUUAUGAUUUUACAAGUUCUGAUGAAGAAGAUUUCAAAGCCAAGAGAGGCCGUAAGAAAAAACUUCCACGCUUGAACCUGAUAGUACAUCCACCACAACAAACAAUAACGAACCCAACAAAUAUCAUAAAACCUAAAUUUCCUACUUUAUCAGCAUAUCUAAAUUCAUUCAAAUCCCUAGAUGAUGAUAUAACUAUCCCUGAAUAUGAAAAAUAUAUAAUAGAACAGAAAGAUCUCGUAGCGAAAAUCAAGAAAGGUGUUGAAAAUGGUGCGCUUGUGUACGAUAAAGACACUGACUCAUUACAACCAAUCACCACCAAAGAGACUAAACUUGUUCAACUCAGUAAACCAGAUCCAAUUUCAUUUCUUUACAAGGAACAAAAUCUACACGUACAUCAGGACUAUUUGAUAAAUCAAGGGAUUUAUAUGAGUAAAUUGUUUCAUAGUUCGAGAAGAGCAAGGAUGGCAAGGGCCAAGAAAGUUUCCCAAAUGAUUGAUUCUCAUUUCAAGCAUAUCGCAGGAGCAGAAGAAAGGAAAUUAAAAGAAGAAGAACGAAAUAGGAAAUUAUUAGCUAGAACCACCAUGCAAAUUGUGAAGAAAAGAUGGAAUUUGGCGGAGAAGGCAUACCGUGUAUUGAAGAAAAACGAAGAGGAACAAUUACAGAAAAUUAAAGGGAAGGAACAUCUUUCCAAAAUAUUAGAGAAGAGUUCGCAAUUACUUGGUGCUCAAUUGAAUCAGCCUGCAGAUGAGGAUCUAUCAAUAAGUAGCGAUAAUAACGAUACUAGUAGUAAGUCUGACACGGAUAGUGAUGAUGAUAUGUUGUCGUCGUCAUCGUCAGCGCAUUCUGCAUCGUCAGACAAUGAAAUUGAAACGCAUGGUACCAAAUUAUCUCUGGGAUCAGUAAAAGCUGACAGCACUAUGGAUGAAGCUUUAUCCGUGGAAGAAUUAAGGAGAAAAUACUCAGGGCUAAAAGAUUUGAAAUUGGAUAACAACAAAGAUAGCGAUGAUGAAUCCAUUCUAGAUGAAUCUGAGUCAGAAACUGGUCCUUCCCAUAUAACUGAUGAAUCGUCCUCUGAUGAUAGUAUCUCAGAGAAUGAAGUAGAAGAAGGAAAGGUAGAAACUCAAGAGCAAGAGGUUGGACUUCAUUCGUUAUUUACUACAGAUCUUGAUGAAGAUAAUGACCAUGAUGAUAGUGAAGAUUUCCAAAUGUCUGAAUCAGAUGAAGAAAUGAAACAAGAAAACGAUUCCUUAGACGAAGCAGAUGCCAGAGAAGAUUCAAACAGAGAAACUUCUGAUAAAUACUCGGGAUAUGAUAGUCAAUUAUCUGUCGUAGACGUUCCUGUUCCACCUCUGUUACGAGGAACCUUACGAGUAUAUCAAAAGCAAGGUUUAAAUUGGUUGGCAUCAUUAUACAAUAACAAUACAAAUGGGAUUCUAGCAGACGAAAUGGGUUUAGGUAAAACAAUACAAACUAUCUCACUGUUGGCGUAUCUUGCUUGUGAGAAGCAAAUUUGGGGCCCUCACCUAAUUGUUGUCCCAACAUCUGUCUUAUUAAACUGGGAAAUGGAAUUCAAAAGGUUUGCUCCUGGGUUAAAAGUUCUUACAUAUUAUGGUUCUCCACAACAACGUAAGGAAAAAAGAAAAGGUUGGAAUAAACCCGAUGCCUUCCACGUUUGUAUAGUAUCAUAUCAAUUAGUUGUUCAAGAUCAACAUUCAUUUAAAAGAAAACGAUGGGAAUAUAUGGUUCUAGAUGAGGCACAUAACAUUAAGAACUUUAGAUCAACAAGGUGGCAAGCUUUAUUGAAUUUCAAUACUAGGCGAAGGUUACUACUUACUGGUACUCCUUUACAAAAUAAUUUAGCUGAACUUUGGUCAUUAUUAUAUUUUUUGAUGCCUCAAACCAUAAUUAAUGGUAAGAAAGUAUCCGGUUUCGCCGAUUUGGAUGCGUUUCAACAAUGGUUUGGUAGACCUGUGGAUAAACUAAUUGAAACAGGUGGCGGCUAUGCCCAAGAUGAAGAAACGAAGAAAACUGUCGCAAAAUUACAUCAGGUCUUACGUCCAUAUCUAUUAAGAAGAUUGAAGGCAGAUGUGGAAAAACAGAUGCCUGCGAAAUAUGAGCAUAUUGUCUACUGUAGGUUGUCAAAGAGACAAAGAUUUUUAUAUGACGACUUUAUGUCACGGUCCAAGACAAAAGCUACUCUGGCCAGUGGUAAUUUCAUGUCGAUUGUCAACUGUUUAAUGCAAUUGAGGAAAGUUUGUAACCAUCCAGAUUUGUUUGAAGUCAGGCCAAUUCUUACGUCCUUUGAACUUGGUGCCUCUGUAUCCAGUCACUAUACCACUAUGAAUAAGUUUAUGCAUAAAAUGCUAGCUUCAUCUGAUGAUUCCAGAGUAGAUUUAAAAAAUCUUAAUCUCGUAUUCUCUGAAAAUGAUAACAAUCUGACAAGUUACCAUUCUGAUUCCAUCUCAAAAUUGAAGUGUAUAAAAAGUUUCGUCAAAGAGAUAGAUAUUUUAAAGGAAGAAAUAACCAAAGCAAAAAUAGAAAAUACGAUAAUGAAUUUCGAUAAUGCAUCUGACUUCUACAAGAAUUACAAACGCACUUCUAUCCAGACUAAGAUCGAUGCACUGAUGGGUUUGUGGUAUAUCAACACAUUAAAGUCAGAUAGAAAACCGGUUUACGGAAAUAAUCUUAUAAAACUCGUAACAGUGGAUUCUAUAAGUGCCAAAAUAAACUCUCCCUCAUUAGAACCUCUAAUUAAACCAUUACAAACACGAUUUUUCUCAGAAAAUGAUACAAUUGAAAAAUAUGCUGUUCUUACGCCUAAGGCAGUUGCAUUAGAUAUGAGGUACCUAGAGUUAGGUUUAGAUGAUUCUAGUAUAUUAGAUGAAACUACAAAAAUGACUGUCUCUGAACAGUUGUACAACAUGCAAAGCCCAUUCCAUCAUUUACAAACAAAAUUAAGCAUUGCGUUUCCAGAUAAGUCGUUACUUCAAUAUGAUUGUGGGAAGCUCCAAAAAUUAGCUAUUCUUUUACAAAAUUUGAAAGAUAAUGGACAUAGGGCUCUAAUAUUUACACAAAUGACGAAAGUUUUAGAUGUUCUAGAACAGUUUCUAAAUUACCAUGGUUAUCUAUAUAUGAGGUUAGAUGGUGCAACUAAAGUAGAAGAUCGUCAAAUUCUAACUGAAAGGUUCAACACAGACUCUAAAGUGACAGUUUUCAUUCUAUCGAGUAGAUCUGGUGGUCUUGGUAUUAACCUAACAGGAGCAGAUACAGUUAUCUUCUAUGAUUCUGAUUGGAAUCCUGCUAUGGAUAAACAAUGUCAAGACCGUUGUCAUAGAAUUGGUCAAACUCGUGAUGUUCAUAUUUAUCGUUUUGUGAGCGAACAUACUAUUGAAAGUAAUAUUCUGAAAAAGGCAAAUCAAAAGAGAGAACUAGAUAAAGUUGUCAUUCAAAAAGGUGAUUUCACGACUGAUUAUUUCAGUAAACUUUCUGUAAAGGAUUUAUUGGGGCCAGAUGUUCCAGUAGAAGGAAUUAAUGAAAAUGCUCCUUUGCUUGCCGAUGAUCCUUCUGCUAGUAAAGAUCCUCGCCGUUUGGAAAAAUUAUUGGCGCAAGCUGAAGACGAAGAUGAUGUUCGAGCGGCCAAUUUAGCCUUGAAAGAGGUAGCUAUCGAUGAUGAAGAUUUUACAGAAGACGUUGAAAAGAAAGAAAAUUCCCUCAAUGAUGCAGGUUCUGUUGAUGAAUAUGAAGGUACUGGCCAUGUAGAAGAAUAUAUGAUCAGAUUUAUUGCCAAUGGUUACUACCAUUGA
Naumovozyma dairenensis CBS 421 is the source of this 4515-nucleotide messenger RNA. It is a transcript of the gene SWR1, whose product is annotated as chromatin-remodeling protein SWR1. Gene Ontology annotation, cellular component: Swr1 complex. The record is from RefSeq and is a predicted model, not a curated record. Lineage: Eukaryota; Fungi; Ascomycota; Saccharomycetes; Saccharomycetales; Saccharomycetaceae. Gene Ontology annotation, molecular function: ATP-dependent chromatin remodeler activity; histone binding; ATP hydrolysis activity. The transcript has a single exon. Bases 1 to 4515 code for a protein of 1504 amino acids.